Molecule: messenger RNA, 1461 nt
Organism: Rotaria socialis
Lineage: Eukaryota; Metazoa; Rotifera; Eurotatoria; Philodinida; Philodinidae
Source: the annotation of a GenBank genome assembly
AUGGAAAAAUAUCGAAUACUGGGCAAAAAAGGUGAAGGCACUUUUUCUGAAGUAUUAAAAUGUCAAAAUGUUCGUGAUGGAACAUUUUGGGCAGCAAAAAAAAUGAAACAACUAUAUAAAAGUAUGGAUGAAAUUCAUCAAAUACGUGAAAUACGUGUGCUAAAACAGCUUAAUGGCCAUCCGAAUAUUAUUUUUCUUCGCGAAAUUAUCUUUGAUAAACGAACUGGUGUUUUAUGUUUAAUAUUUGAAUUAAUGAACAUGAAUUUAUACGAAUAUAUUCGUGGCCGACAACGAAUAUUACCAAGUGAAACUGUAUGCAAAUUUAUGUAUCAAUUGCUCAAAGCUCUUGAGUAUAUUCACAGGCACUCAUUUUUUCAUCGAGAUGUUAAACCAGAAAAUAUUCUAAUCAAAGAUGAUAUAUUGAAAUUAGCUGAUUUUGGAUCGUGCCGACAAACUUUAUCUAAACAACCAUAUACUGAAUAUAUUUCUACUCGGUGGUAUCGAGCGCCUGAAUGCCUGCUGACCGAUGGAUUUUAUCGACAAGAAAUGGAUGUUUGGUCUGCUGGUUGUGUUAUGUUUGAAAUCAUCACACUCAGGCCACUAUUUCCAGGCAGUAAUGAACUUGAUCAAAUUAGUAAAAUUCACGAUAUAUUAGGUACACCGUCAUCUAUCACACUCGAUAAAUUUCAACAUCGUAAUGCCGCAGUUGAUUUCAAUUUUCCUCCUCGACGGGGCACGGGUAUUGCUCGUCAUCUUACGAAUUGUUCGCCAGAUGCCAUCGAUCUUAUCAAUCAUUUGUGUAUCUAUGAUCCUGAUCAUCGAAUUUCGGCUCAUCAUGCUCUUCAACAUCCCUAUUUUGACGCUGUUCGAAGCCAAGAAAAUGGCCAAAGUCAAGAACACGGCACGAAUCAAUGGGAGAAUGGAACUCGAAUAGUAAAAACAAGCGAAGAUCAAUAUCAAAGGUCUGAUUCAAGUAGCAGCAGAUCGAGUGUUAAUCAAGAAAACGAAUCGCCGUCAUUGUAUAGUCAUAAUCCAUCUAAUACGUAUCAGCAUGGAACAGUCAACCCUGAUACAAAUCGACUUAUACAUUCACAAGUUAAAGCUAAAUCAUUAAUAGAUGCUCGAAUUCAAGGACAAUCAAUAAAAAAACCCUCUACACAAUAUCCUAAUAAUGCAAACGCUAAAACUAAUAAUUUUUCUUCGUUUAACCAAUCACAAAAUUUCUAUAGUAGUUUAUCAACAAUAGGAUCAAAUGUUUUUCAGUACCAAGCACGAAAAUAUCGGCAACCAACAAAACCUAGUCUCAAACCUUUUCUACCUCCUGUAUCAGGUGCUUCAGCAUUUUCAAAUUAUCCUACCAACAAUGGUCAUGCAUCAUCAAUGUUAAACAAAGAUCACAAUCAAGGAAAACAUGUUCUUGGUUAUUAUCCAAUAAUGUCGUAUCGAUCCUACAAGAAAUGA